Fraxinus pennsylvanica is the source of this 1431-nucleotide messenger RNA. The record is from the annotation of a GenBank genome assembly. NCBI's taxonomy places the organism in Eukaryota, Viridiplantae, Streptophyta, Magnoliopsida, Lamiales, Oleaceae.
AUGGAAGGAUCGAAGAAAUCAAAAAGGGUUAAUUGGGCUUCAGAUGUUAGUCUUUGUCAGGUAAGACUGUUUUUGUUGGAAGAAUCUCCUUCACAAGUUGGAGUUGAAACUCAAGACCACCUCCAGGCAAAGACUUUACGGUCAGUCCAGACAGGCAGUAUCUUGUCUGAUGACAAUUUACCACCUGGCUUUGAAGGGCUCCAGCGUGGAAAUCUUUGGAGAAAUAAGUUGUCCCAACUACCUCUUAUCAAAUGGAGAUGCCCCUCCAGAUUUGAAGUGGAUGGUGUGUGGAGAGUGGUUGCUGGGGAGGAGAGUAAAGAAGUGGAAGCUCAAAAUCAUCGGGAGAUGAGAGUACUUGAAGCAAUUUAUCCACGUCUGUCGUCUAUUCCUCCAAACCCUUCGGUAUCAGCGGGUAUAGAAGACUCAUCUCAGAUAGAUCACAAUACCGUUCUGAUUCCUAUCACUCCCAUUGAGGAUGAGGAUGCUGCACUAGAAGCUCCACUUGCCUUCAUGGAGUCGAACACUGCCCCCAUGGCCUCACAGCCCCAGAUAUUGACCAACGAAACUUCCUCCUCUUGGGUUAGUGGCAGUACUGAUCCCCAUGCCUACGAAAUCCCAGAAACAAGUGGAGACCCUUGCGUGCAGCCUGAUAUUGUAGCUGCUGCACACGCUGCCUUGACAGCAGCAAUGUCAAAAAACGAUCAGGGAAAUUUGAUCGAUCAUAACUUGCUCAUAAAAAUUCUCAGCGAUCCUAAAAUGAUCGAGCAACUUGUUACAAACCAUGGCACAGCCUCCAGCACACAAAAUGUACCUGCACCAAGCAUUCCAAAUGUGCCACCCACUGGUGUGCAAAAUAUUCCGUUUUCCAGUACACAAAAUAUGACAUCAACCAGCACGCAUAAUUUUCCCUCUUCUAGCUCAAUAAAAUUGCCCAACCCAUCUUCCAGUACUAUCAAUAGACGAGAUCCACCAUCUGCUCAUGUUACCCGACCAGAACUCAUUUCGUCUCCGGCUACAUCAAGUCGAGCUUUCUUUCCUCCAAGUAGGAUAGGACUGAUUCCCAAUAGCCGGCCAUCAGCACCUGACAUCAUUUUUGCACCCCCUCCAUCUGCAAGACCUCCCAUAGCAAAGGACAUCAACUAUUAUAAGAGCCUUAUUCAACAACAUGGAGCAGAAAGACAAGAGGGGUUACCCCAAUUUGGUAAUCAGCAAUUAGGCACAAUCCAAGAACAUUUAAAUGUAGCCAAAUCUAGGGACCCAAAAUUAAAGGUUAUGAGACCUUGCAUAUAUUUCAAUAGUGCAAGGGGUUGCAGGAAUGGAGCUAACUGUGCAUAUCUGCAUGAGACAUCGUCCCAGCCCCGAGUCAGUAGUGUUUCAGAAGUUCAAAAUACAAAGAGAAUGAAAAUGGAUGGAGAGAUUACUGGUAGAUAA